Mizuhopecten yessoensis (Yesso scallop) is the source of this 1826-nucleotide messenger RNA. Its product is annotated as ribonuclease P protein subunit p21-like. Gene Ontology annotation, biological process: tRNA 5'-leader removal. The record is from RefSeq and is a predicted model, not a curated record. Gene Ontology annotation, cellular component: nucleolar ribonuclease P complex. The transcript is spliced from 4 exons. Lineage: Eukaryota; Metazoa; Mollusca; Bivalvia; Pectinida; Pectinidae. The coding region runs from base 31 to 435 and encodes 134 amino acids.
GUGAUCAAGACUCCACGGUCGGACUAGCACAUGUGUCUACCCAAACAAAUGGGGAAGUCUAAAGAUGAUGGCAAUUUUGCUAACAAAGAAGCCUACCAACGAAUAAAUUUCCUUUACCAGGCAGCUUACCUGUCUUUGACGAGGAGUCCAGCUGACCUGAGCCUCUGUAAAUUCUACAUAAACAUCAUGAAGACAAUCGCUAAACGACUGGUGCUGAGGCUACAUCCUAGUAUGAAGAGGAACUUCUGCAGGAGAUGUUGUGUACUGCUGGUCCCAGGCGUGUCUGCUACAGUCAGGACAACAGGAAAGCGUGAAAAACACACAGUCAUAACCUGUCUAGAAUGUAAAAAUAUAAAGAGGUAUCUGUGGCGUGAAAGUCAUAAGUUGUGGGCAGACCAUCCAGAGUUGUGGCUAAAGAGAGAGGAAUGUAUAUGAUGUUAGCCUGCAGCCAGCUGAAAUGCCUAAUGGCAGAAACCUUGAAAGUAGUGAACAAGGUUGUGUGACUUCAGGACAUUGAAGGCAGUACUAUACCUGUGGCCGAAGACACAACAGCCUCCAGGAUAUUGAAGACGAUAGACACAGCUGGUCACCGGGACCUUAAAGGCAUCAGACAUAACCAGCCUCAAAGUGAUAGACACUGCUAGUCACAGGAACAUUGAAGGCAAUAGGCAAAUUUAGACUUCAAGGACCUUAAAGGCUGCAGAUAUAACUGGUCCCCGAAGCACUGAAGCCAGUAGUUUUGUCUUACCUUUGUAGGCAGUAGACCUGGUAUGUUUUUUGGUCUUUGAAGGUGGAGGUUUACUUGAGUAGACACGGAUGUUUUGACAUACCCCAUAAGGCAUGGUGUGACAUACCUCUCCAUGUGGGCGACACGGUGGUUUGAAAUAUCCCCAGUACCCAGUAAGGAAUAGUGCGACAUAUACCCGGCAAGGUAGAGGACAAGGGGAGCAUAACUUUAUACCUUGUAAGGUGGUGGGAAAACUUAACACACAAAAUACAAGAUGGCCCUCAGGUGGCCACUUCACAUUUCUGCUCACUAUCUCAAAUAGGAGCAUGCACAACUAAUGACCGAGGAGAUCAUGGAUGACAAGCUUCAUCAUGAUUCCAGGAGGAGUUUCUAAGAAACAGUGGUAACAAAAAUUGUUUACAGACAGACAAAAUAACUGAUUGAUGGAUGUCGAAGCAAGGAUGAUGUCUAUCAUUUUAAUGAUGGUAGGCUGAAUAUGACAAACCUUUAUACCGUUCAGCACAGUAUCAGUGUGAAGGACGAGAUCAUACAUUAUGGUACAAGAUCAGUAAUGUUUGUAAUUAUUAAAUAUCACCACACUUGCAUUAGAGAAGUAUGAUUAGAAGGUCAAAGUCACAAGGUUAAAUAUGUUUGAAGCAUCAUUGAAAAUCAAAGGAGCUAUGCAUAUUGUGGAUUUGAUUUCUGAACACCUGAUAACCUGGUCUUAUGAAAUGAACUCUUAUUUACCUGCUUUUUAACAUUUGUUGCCAAAUUGACUCGGGAGAUCUAACCCGGAAAUGUUACAAAAUAUAGCAUCAGGUAUACAAAUAUCUAAGGUUAAAUGAAAGUUUUAAUGAAUUAAAACAAGAGUACUGCAGGGGGGUACAAUAUAUGUCCCUUGGGCAUUGCUCCCAUGUCAAUCUCACAUACUUAAAAUUCUUCUGAUGCAUUAUUGUAUCUUAAUGUAUGGAAAUGUAAGAAUAAACAACAUUCAUACUGUACUCAUUGAAGUUGAGAAUUAUUUCUGAAAUGUGGUGAAUGGAGAAAACAUACUGCACUUGACCAACUUCAGCUGGAGGAAUAUAUAUUUCAUAUCCUU